Messenger RNA from Coprinopsis cinerea okayama7#130, 324 nucleotides. RefSeq lists its product as hypothetical. The transcript is spliced from 2 exons. The record is from RefSeq and is a predicted model, not a curated record. The coding region runs from base 1 to 324 and encodes 107 amino acids. Lineage: Eukaryota; Fungi; Basidiomycota; Agaricomycetes; Agaricales; Psathyrellaceae.
AUGCCGUUUGCAACUCAAGGGGUAUUCUCGAACGACGUCCCUCUCUCGGCUGUGAGCGAGAAUGGGUCCCCACCCUUGGACGAAGAGCGAGGAACUGACGUCGAACAUGCACAUCGAUGGUCUACUCGAUCCGAUGAACAGCUGCGCUUCCCCCAGCAGAUGGCAAUGAGUGCUGCACCUGCUGCUCUAUCGCUAGCGUCAAUCGCUAUUCUUCAGCAAACUCCAAAACCUUACCCCCCUGGUGGCCCUGGGAUUAUUUUUGGCAUCAAUCGCUACCUCUGGUGCUUCGAUAUGGCUGUUCGCAGCUUCCUACUUCGUCAGUAG